CCUUGAAGGGAACAACGGACAACCAGAAAAAGGACUCGUUGCGAGCCGAGCCGCUACUUCGGGCGCUCACUACUUUCCUACUUUGGGCGCAGAUGUGGACCCACAAAGUCACGUGGGCGCGUUGCACUUGUUACGCGCCUGUGGCUUGGUGGCCUGUGUUCAACUUCUACGCGCGACUGCUCGCUCACUCUUACUCGCACUACUCUGAUCUCUCCGCCACAGUAAAGUUCUACUAACUCAAGACACAGAGGUUUUAUUGAGCGGCUGGAAGGCGGUCUUCCCGUUGGGGCGUAUAGCAAAUACAACAAAAGCGCCAGCAUAGCAACCGUCCUCGUAUUUAACCCUCCAGGAACACAGUCAAAGCACAUCACAUCCCCCCUGUCUGUCACCACCAUGUAUCUCGAUGGCUAUUCAGCGUGGAUAACUGUCCCUGGACACGAGCUCCGCGAGUUUGACAUCGCUGUCGAUCAACACAAUCGAAGAGUGACGUGUUGGAUCCCAAGCGAAGAAGGAGCAAAAUUCUCUGUUCAUUGGCAGGACCACGGCUGGUCCAUCCCCACCGCCACCUUCAUCAAGCUCGACGGCUACACCGUUCCCGGACACUUCCUUAUGGGCACAGGCCAUGCUGAGCGUUCGAACAUCCGAGUGGGUCUCACCACGGUGAGGCCCUUCAUGUUCCAGAGGGUCCCGGAGCUCUAUAUUGGGGCCGUUCCGACGGACACCGACCCUAAGGAGUUGGGUACAAUCGUCGUCAAGAUUAAGCGUGUGGCCAUUGUCGGCAAGCACAGCAAGAAUGCACCAAUCGUGCCGAGGCCACCACUCGGCGGUCAGCGCUCAGUAGGCGCGGAAGAUCCGGUCGGGAUAGGCUACGGUGGCGAGGAGAUGGGCCACGUUCAGAUGCCCACGACGUGGCAGGUCAAGCCAUGGGACAAGAAAGACCCGGGCACCUAUGCGACGUUCAUCUUCCGUUACCGGACGCGCAAUUUCCUCAUCGCGCAGGGGAUCAUGUCGGAGUCAGACAGCAUCCAUACUAGCCUGCACGCAGGGGAGAGUUCGCCGUCGCCCGAGCCCGAUGACGACUCGCAGGAUGUUGAGUCCGUCCCUCCUAGUCCAACCGAAUCGUCCCCGCCUCCUACCCCCGCCCUCUCAGCCAUUUCCGGACCCUCGUCUCCUAGGCGUGCACCAAGUGUGAGGCCUCCGAGUCGACCAGUGUCCAAUCGUAGCGUGUCCCUUGGAGAGCCGCCUCGGCCGAAGUCUACUUUCCCGCAGGCACCCCCGAAGAAUUGGACGUCGACGAGCCCGGUACCCCUUCCUCACCCGAUCGUGUCGAGUCAUGGCCCCCCUAAAGCACAGGAAAUCGGCCUGGGCGCACCGCCAACUACCGCAACGAGAAGAGCAGUCAUACGUGACGCUACCGCCACAAGGAGCGUCAGUGCUCCGCAGGCCCAAGUAGAGAGCGCCUUGAACACCUCUGCCACUGCGCAUAGCGCUGGUGCCGCAAGGACCGCCAGCACCUAUUCGUCCGGCGCGGUCAGUUACUACGACCUCAGCAAUGCCGGUUCGCAGGAUUCCGGUGUCCCCAACUCGUACGAUCUUGACACCACCGAGUCUUAUGACUUCAGCACUAUCGAGCCCUUCACCAUCGGUGCCGCCCCGUCCUUCGACACCGGUGCCGCGGAUGUCAACGCUCCGUACUUCUACGACGGGGACCAAAGCGCCGCCUACUCCUACGACGCAGAUCCGAACGUCUAUCUCACGUAUCCCAGCACCUCUGGGACGUACGAGAACGAUGCUCUGGGUUCGUACCCCUCGAGCGCCGACAAUUCCUACGAGUCCGGCGCUGACACCUACGAUCAUGGCGUGGCUGGCCCCUUCGACCCGUCCAAGGUCACGCAUUCGUAUGGCCCGAGCACUGUUAACAUCACCAGCUACUAUGGGCAGGCCUCCGCCAACUACUACCCACAGGAGCCAGACACCACCGAAGGACACAAGGACAAUCCGCUCGCGAGAGCAGUUCAGGCCGUGAAGAACAUGCCGCCUCGUUACGAGGGUCCGCCAGUCUAUACCGAGCCUGCUCAGCGUCCCCCAAAAGAGAAACGCCAGUACUCGAAGACACGCCCGGGCCCUGCCAUGUACCUUGGCCAGGGACCGCACAAAGAACUGGUGCCGAAGUCUGCUUCUUCCCAGCCCUCGCCUCCGGAGAGUACAUAUACGAGCUCUCCUUCGAGCUCGAGCGUCAGUAGCUCCCAGGCUCCACUCGCGAGGUCGCGCGAGGGGGUUCAGGCUGAUGCUGAAAGGGCCGCGGAGGAUGCUGCUCGCGCGGAGAAGGCACGACAAAUGGCAGCCAGGCGUUGUACGCCGGCCGUGCCAAUUCCGGCUAACCUCCUCUUCGUCGACCCCGAAGGCGCAGUGAUCCACCCGCCGCCAUACGCUCCAGUAAUCUCAACCCCUCGCAAGUCUUCGGGGUCAUCCCGUCGCCGUUAAAGAAGUUGUCUCAGCUUUGCAUCAAUGUUACUCACCGAUCUCGUCGCCGUUAUUUGCUCGUCAACGUUAUUUGCUCAUCGCCGUUAUUUUCUCAUCACCGUUAUUUGCCCAUCGCUCUCGUGCAUAGUCGUCUGUUACGGUCCGUUGCUCUCGCUUUUCUAGUUGGUUCCGUCGAAGAAAGGAUCUUUGUCGUGCUCUGCAAUGGGCCUGUCGCUGCAUGUAUCAUGUCACGCUUUGUAAAACCUCACUCUCGUUGUAGUCCUGUUUUCCAGUAUUGUUCUCGUUGUACAUAUUCCCGUCACCGCGCUAUCCCUGUUAACUUGUAGCUCGUUAGCACUGUCGUUACUUUUGCUGUCUCGUUAUCGGAAUGUAUGCCACGCUCCUUACUGUAUUAUCGCCCUCGCAGAAUGGAUCUUGGUGAUAUGCUACGUCCUGAUUGAGUGUUCUUGAAAGCCAUGGUCGAG
Messenger RNA from Fomitopsis serialis, 2948 nucleotides. RefSeq lists its product as uncharacterized. The record is from RefSeq and is a predicted model, not a curated record. The coding region runs from base 394 to 2484 and encodes 696 amino acids. Lineage: Eukaryota; Fungi; Basidiomycota; Agaricomycetes; Polyporales; Fomitopsidaceae. The transcript is spliced from 7 exons.